AUGUUGAAUGUAUUGAACGCCCCAAUCAUCACAUCACUGAGUGUUUUGAUCGUCUCUCUAGUCCUUUACUACUUCCACAACAAGAUCUCAGAGCGUGUUCUAAACAACUUCCAAACCAGCGAGACAUGGAUUCCAGAGAAUGAGCUAGUCCUAUUGACUGGUGGAAGUGGAGGCAUUGGCAGAGAGAUAAUGAAAGAGCUUUCUCGCAAGAAAGUACGCGUUGUGAUCCUCGACAUCAACCGACCGACCUUUGAGCUUCCAGAAAAUGUCACAUUCUACCAAACAGAUAUAACGUCGGCCAGAUCUCUUUCCGAAACGGGCGCUGCUAUGAGAAAGUCACACGGAGAGCCGACUGUUAUUGUGAACAAUGCUGCUGUGUUCCACCAUGGUACCAUUCUCGAAAUGCCAGAGGAGAAAUUGCGUCAGACAUUCGAUGUCAACAUUAUCUCCCAUUUCCUCAUCUUGAAGGAAUUUCUUCCGUAUAUGGUUCGUAUGAACCGUGGCCAUGUCAUUACAGUAGCGAGCGUUGCGAGCUUUGUUACUAUCGGUGAGAUGGUAGACUAUGCUUGUUCAAAAGCUAGCGCUCUUUCUUUCCAGGAGGGACUUCGGCAGGAAUUGAAAUAUUGGUAUAAGGCACCGAAUGUGCGGACAAGGUUGGUUUAG
Molecule: messenger RNA, 663 nt
Organism: Penicillium griseofulvum
Lineage: Eukaryota; Fungi; Ascomycota; Eurotiomycetes; Eurotiales; Aspergillaceae
Product: Short-chain dehydrogenase/reductase SDR
Exons: 1
Coding region: 1-663 (220 amino acids)
Molecular function (GO): oxidoreductase activity, acting on the CH-OH group of donors, NAD or NADP as acceptor
Source: RefSeq, a predicted model, not a curated record